CAUGCAGUCUGAAUGCAGUAACACUGAUAAACCCUCUAUCUCUACUUCCCCAAACUUCAACAUCUGACUCAUCCGUCUUUCCAUCAGAGUCAUUUUUCUCUUUCUGACAGACGGACAACGCGAGGCAAAUCCGUCGACAGACAUGAAGUCUCUGCUGACACUGUCAGUGUUUUUGGUGCUCAUAAAGGAAGGCAAUGGAGAGAAACCAGUAGUGUCUCUCCUGCCGAGAUUCCCGCAGGUGUAUGUUGGAGACGACGUCACACUCAUCUGUAAAGGAGGAAGAAACCCAACAAAAUGGAUUAAAGAUGGAACUGAACUAUCCCACAACAGUUAUGUCAUGCUUCUUACCACAGUGACACCACACAACAGUGGGCAAUAUGAAUGUGAGCAGAACGGAGAGAAGAGUGAUCCGGUCACCCUCACUGUACUGGCGCUGGAGGCUCUUGCUCAGCUCUCCCCGUCUGUAGGAGGCUCUGUGAUAACCAAAGGAGAAGGAAAAAACCUGGUGCUGCAGGUGGACGAUGCUGAAGAACUCAACAACUGGAAGUGUUUUGCUUUUCGUGGCGAGAGCGGAUUCAGAUUUAAUGGAAUUGAUGUUGAUAAGAAGAUGAAGAGGGCUGUUAUCUUUGCAGAACUCAGAGAUGCAGAAAGAGCCACUUUCUGGUGCAUGAAUAAAAACGCAACACAUCGAAGCAAUGCUGUGACACUGAAGAUGACAGAUAAACUGGUGAUGUUGGAGCCUCCGGCCGCUCCAGCGCUGCUGGGGGAUUCUGUGGCUCUCAGGUGUUUGGCCUGGGGUGCAGAGAAAGUGGAAAAGGUAACUUUCUAUAGGAAUCAAACAAAAAUCGACAGCAUCAAUGCAGAUACAUACACCAUUAUUGCCAAACAAGAAGAUACCGGCAUGUACUACUGCCACGCCACCUACAGGUACAGUCACAUCGAUUCAGCAGCUGCAAAAAAGGAGGGAGAUUCUGACGCCCAGUACAUCAAAGUUAUAGAUGGACCUCCUGCUGCAAAUAUUUCAGCAUCUGGGGACACCCUUGAGUGUUUCUGUCCUAAAUGUUCCGAUAACUGCACGUCCUACUACUGGUAUUACACACCAUCUAAUGACAUGUACAGCCGCAGCAGACUGCCUGAAUACAGGAAAACCAUAAAGGCUAGUGAAGGACUGUACUGCUGCCGGAUGAACUGUGGAAAAGGUUUCUCCCGUUUCAGCCAACUUUACAGCCACGGAGGACAAUCUGGGUCAGGAAAUGCGUUGCCCAUCAUCCUGGGUCUACUUCUGUUGGUCAUUGGGUUGUUGAUCGUGGCGUUGGUUGCGAUGAAGCGCAGAAGACAGGGGGAAAGCAGCAUUCAAGCAGCCAAAGAUAAAGACAGGACAACAGGUGGAGACUAUGAGCAAAUCCAUCUCAAAGAUACUGCGGUUUAUCACACUCUGGGUGAGAGCAAGGACAAGGCUGAGGGGGGAUACGAGGCCCUGAAAAAGACAAAGGAAGAGACGGUGUACCACACACUGGGAUCUGGAGAAGGUCAAAGUCAGGGUGAAGGUGGGUAUCAGGGUCUCGAGAGCGUCAAAGCCGAGGUCUACCACACACUGGGAUCUGGAGAAGGUCAAAGUCAGGGUGAAGGAGGGUAUCAGGGUCUUGAGAGCGUCAAAGCCGAGGUCUACCAGACACUGAGUUCAGAUGCCUCCAAAAAAACAGAAGGCGAAUCAGGGAAAGGAUGUGAGCAGCUCUCUCAGAAAGCCGGAGAGGCCUUGACAGAGGAGGAAAAUCCAUAUGAAGAACUGAAGGCUGAGAAACAGAAAAAGGAGUCUAGCAAAGAGACAGAAUGAGGGAACCAGGAAGAAAACUGCCACAUUAAAGGGCUAGUUCACCAAAAAAUGACAAUUCUGUCAUCAUUUACUCACCUUUAACUUGUUUCAAACCUGUUUGAGUUUCUUCUGUUAUACACAAAUAAAGAUAUUUUGAAGAAAGCUGCAAACCUGUAUUUGUUUUUCCUACUAUGCAAGUCAAUAGUUACAGGUUUUCAGCUUUCUUCACAAUAUCUUCAACAGAAUUAAGAAACUCAUAAAGGUUUAGAACCACUUGAGGGUGAGUAAAUUUAUAUUUUUGGGUGAACUCUUCAUUUAAUGUUUACCAACAGGCAAAUGAUUAAAUAGAUGAUCUUUAUAAAUCCUUGCCUGUACUAUAGCUAUACAACUAGUGCAGGUUAAUAUAUGAUCACUUCUAUGAAUUUUUUUUUUAUUCUCUCAUUCCCGAUUGCUUGUCCUCAUGUAGUCCCAGAUGUUAAGGACUAUAUUAAACAAAACAAAAGAUUUUUCCAAAAACAAUCCAUCCUAUUGUGUCCAUAAAGUCUGUAAGCUUUAAAAGUCAAAGUGAGGUAUCCACUUCUGACAAUUAAAUUGAUUCACAUGCCUUUCUUUAUUUUAAAUUGUUGUGGGUUUCAUAUUGCCUACUAAUAUUUGAAUUAAUACAUUACAUUUAAAAAUAGCAAAUAAAAAAGUCAAAAAUAGCAAACAGGUCAAAACUUUGAUGCAAGUAUAUUGAGCAUAUUGUUGAGCAUAUGUAUUGUGCAAAUGUAUUUAAUAAGCAGAUUUCUUUUAUACUUUUUAAAAGUGAGAAUCUGCAGGGGCACAAUUUUUUAAGCACCUUACAAUUUUGAGAUUUUAGCAUUUUUCAGUAUAAAAAAUCCAAAUUACACUUUAAAAUUGUUAAUUCUAUAACACUUUUUCUGUACCUUUUUCAUGACAGUACAUAUUU
Molecule: messenger RNA, 2762 nt
Organism: Danio aesculapii
Lineage: Eukaryota; Metazoa; Chordata; Actinopteri; Cypriniformes; Danionidae
Exons: 7
Coding region: 143-1834 (563 amino acids)
Biological process (GO): cell surface receptor signaling pathway
Molecular function (GO): transmembrane signaling receptor activity
Source: RefSeq, a predicted model, not a curated record